Molecule: messenger RNA, 491 nt
Organism: Lepisosteus oculatus (spotted gar)
Lineage: Eukaryota; Metazoa; Chordata; Actinopteri; Semionotiformes; Lepisosteidae
Source: RefSeq, a predicted model, not a curated record
CUGUCGCUGGUGUGUCCUUAGAUGGGAGACUCUCCACCAGGUAGUCAGCACCAUGAGGAAACAGAGCAGACCCUGGAGGAGCUGCAGGAGGAGCUAGAGAAACUGAUAGAGGAUUUGGAAAAUGUAUCAGUGGAGCUGACCUGGAUGACCUAUGACAUGGUGGUGUUACGCACUGCCCCCGAGCCGGUGGAGGGUCUGAGGAGGCUGAAGGAGGAGGCUCUGAAAUGCUGCGCCACGCUGGGCGUGCUCUGGCAGGAGGACGUGGGAGAGCUGCCACCGCCCGGGGUGCCAGGACCAGACCUCACCUGCGCGCCCGCGCCGCCCUUUCCCGUCUAGCCACAGGAGAGCGCUCUCCCCUCCAGUCUCUGCGGUAGAGACAUAGAUAUCAACUGCGGUUCUUUGUUGAUGGUCCUUUGUUGUUUGGAGAUUUAGGUCAAGACAGACACUGGCAUAUUUUGUUAUUUGUUUGCUCAAUAAAUAUUUCAAGAUCA